AUGGCGGCAGAUCGGCCUCCGUGGCUGUCGUCACCGGCCUCCGCCGCCUCUGAACCCUUGUUGGUAUGCGAUCCACCGACGCUGCACUUUGAUCAUGUGUACGACAACGAGAUGCCAUCGUUGCAUCGUAUGACGUUGCGCAACCCCUGUGCAUCGACUGUGCAGGUCGACGUACCGCCCAGCAUUGACGGCGUCCGACUUGCGCAGCUGCGUGCGUCGGUCCAGUCGUCUGGCACGACGAUUCCCACAGCGUACGCGACGAACACAGUGGCGUGGGCCCAGCAUGGCGGUUUACAGCCGACCGAGCUACGUGCGCUACGUCACUGGGCGGCCAACCUGGAUACAUGCACGCAUCUCACACUAGCGCCGGGAGCGACGGCCGAUGUAUUUGUCGAGGUGUGCGUACGUCGGCUGGACCGCGCGACGGGCCCCACCGAGGCGGCGUCCUCGUGCGUGUCGGACCCGCAGGAGCCGCAUGCGACGAUGCUGUCGCUGGCCUUGCAUGUGCAUAACGACACGACCUCGCACACCCUCCAUCUCCCGAUGGCCGUGCAUGCCUGUGAGCCGCAUCUCGAGUUUGACUGGGGCAGCGAGGCCCAGCCUGUGCAAACCGACCGCGAUGGCGUAUGGGUCGCCGAUGUAGGCGACGUCAUGGUCGGCCAAACCGUCACGCGCCAAGUGUACGUGAAAAACAACUCGGCAAUCGAGACGUUCUUGAUGGUCCGCAGCCUGGACGAGUGCGACGAUAGCCCUGUGUGUGUGCUGGACACGCGGCAGGGCGACGAUGUAGUAUCGCAGUUUGUGCCGCUCGCGCCUCGCGAGCGACGUGCGUUUUCGUUGCUUGUUGAGCCGCGCGCGUCGCAUGCGAAUUUCGAGCAGACACUCGUGCUGAGCAAUGCGCAUCUCGUAACGAAUGCCAUGCGGUUGUUGGUCCGAGCGAAUUUGCUCGGCGCUGCGACCGACGAUGCAUUGAUGGUCCUCAACGAGGGCCCGCUGGAUUUUGGCGAUUGCUGCGGUGGGCAGUGGACGCGCCAGCUGCUCAUUCUCAAGAACCCAGGCGACGCGGCGCUCGAUGUCAUGUUCCGCACCGACGCAGGUAUCGAAGCGACGUUCCAAUUGGCCGAGCAGGCCCUGCCGCGCGACGCCAGCGACGCCGAUAUGGACGAGAGCGAGGUGCCCGAUGACGACGUGCCGCUGGGCGGGACCUCGUCGUCCACGGCGACGCGGCCCCUUACCGACUCGGCGACAGAGAGCGACGAGGAGGACAGUGACCUCUCGUCGAAUGCGUCGCAGGCCGGCUCGCGAGUCGGAAGCCCAUCGCCGCUGGACGAGUCGCCGGCCAGCGAGGCGGCUACGUCGCCGAGCCAGGCGCUGAGUAGCAGUACACACAGCCUCUCGCGGUCGGGCUGGGCGGCGCCCAGCAGCGUCGUAGGCGUCGCGCCGCUCAGUACGUCGCCCACGUCGUCGUCGCCCGCCGGCGCAGGGCACCGUCUCGCGUCGUACUCUGUCAGUGCGCUCGCGAAGGCGCAGCCGCCGCGCGCGCGGCGCCUGUACGAUCCCAUGGCGAUGCUGCGUGGCGGCGGCGAGUCGCAGCACAAUCAGAUGGAAGAACUGGUGAUGCGGCCGGGUGCGCAGUACCGCGUCGUGGUCUCGUACCGCCCGCCGCGUGAGCCGCUCGAUGCAGAGUACUCGGCAGGCAAGCUGAAAACGACCACGUUCCGAGUCUACUUGGACUAUACGUGCGCGCGCGACAACUCACGCGCGCAUGGCGGACGGCAGCGCCGGGAGAUUGUGUGUCGCACACGCACCUGCACACCGUUCAUCUCGCUUGCGCCGCGCAUUGUCGACUUUGGCAUGGCGAGUGUCGGUGCGCGCAAAUCCGCGCAGGUGGCUGUGACGAACCACUCGGAGCUCAGCACACGUAUCAUGCUGCGGUUCACGUCCAAAGUGCUCUCGAUGUACAUGGACGAAAUCACCGUGCCUGCGCGGCAGACGGUGGAGCUGAAAAUGGAGUUUUUCCCACGCCGCGUCAACGAGUCGUACCGCAAGCAGAUCACGGUGAUGAAUAUGCUCAACCGCGAGAACGAUCAGAUUCUGGAAGUGCGCGCACGCAAUGUCGAUAUGCAGCGUGUGAGUUUCCACUCGCUCUUUUACCGCAUCCUCACGCCGUCCGGCUCCAACUUUUUGGAUUUCGGCGAUGUGAACAUCCACGCGUCGUGUGUGCGCAGCUUUGGCAUUGAGAAUUUGUGCACGACGCCCCUCGCGCUGGAACUGAGUGUCGCGCACCCUGAGGACUUGCAGCUGUACGUCAAAGCGCCGCAGCUUCGGCAGGGCGUGACGGAGCGAGAGCGCAGCGCAGCGCUCAAGGAGCAGUUUCUCGAGUCGAUGGCGACCGAUCCGCCGGUCCCCGCGGCGCAUACGGCCGCAGCCGAGCAGGUGCGACGUACGACUGAAGCGCGGCAGAAACAUCAUGCGCUGGCCCUCAAACGCGGCAGCCGCGGACGUGCGACUCGCAAGUACGGCCACAGCGUCACGUUCCGCGACCGCUCGCUGCUGCGCGCGCUGCUGUACCUCGACUUGGCCACGGGCCCGCUCCGGCCUGAACACAAGCAGACCAAGCAGACCUUGGCACGCAAGCACCAUGCGCUGCACCGCGACGCGCCCUCGCCGUCGCCGUCGCGGCACGACGACGAGCUCCUAGGCGGUCGGAGCAGCAGCCAGAGUCACCAUAGCUCGCAUGCGAGCCCGGUGAAACCUGCGCCGCGUUCGCGCCCGCCACACAGCCCGACGACAGCGACGAGCGUAGGCGCUGCCACGGCAGCGGCGCCUACGCUGCCGGCGCAGGCGCCCAGCGCCUCGCCCGCGCUGACCGGCCUCUGGAAAGGCCCCCACCGCUUGGCGGACCCCCACGACGUGGCGGCGCUCGAUCUGGAUGGCCUCGUCGCCGCGCUGGAAAGCCAGCCAUCGUCGCUCUCCUCGUUGGUCGUCCGCCAUGUGGAGGCCGAAGAACGCCUCGUGCGGACGGAAAUCAAUUUGCAGCGGGCGUUGCGCGAGGCGAUUGCGACGGGCCAGCUGGUGCCGCUGGGCCUCUUGCAUGUCCCGCCGCAGUCGGUGAUGCAGGUAGUCGCGGUGUACACGCCGCACGGCAGCACGCGCCCACAUAUCCAAGGCACCGCGCGAAAGCAGGAUUCGCGUGUGUUUUUGCGGCUGCUGGAGUUUGAUGCGCGCCGAGCGUCGGGCGUCCCGGCCUUUGAGGCGCUGCGUGCGCGCGAUAUUGAUGAGCUGCCUGUGCGUGACCUGAUGGUCCGCUCGACCGUGUGCCGCAGCAUGAUGGAGCUGGGGCAGCCACACAUCAACUUUGGGCACAUGGACAAGGGCGACAAGCGUGAGCGCAAAAUCUGGAUUCAGAACCGCAGCGAGUGGGCGUUGCGGUACUGCAUCCGCAAAAGCGGCAGCAUUGCGUCGGGCGAUAUCAAGCUGGGCCGCGGGCGCUACGGCAUCGUGCCGGGCUACGGCAAGCGCGGCGUGGACUUUACGUUCUCGCCAUCGCUGUCCGGCGCGUUUUACGAGCGAUUGCUCGUUGAAAACAUUGCAGAUCACGAUAACGAUCAGUCGGUCGUGCUCAAGGCGAGCGUACGCAAAGUCGCGAACUUUGCUAUGGAUCCCUCGACGUUGGACUUUGGCACUUGCACGCCAUCGCACAUCUCGAUGCCGGAAAGUGUGCUGCUAUCCAACACGACGUCCAAGCAGCGCACGUUUGUGGUGAAAGCCAACGUGGACGCAGACAGUGCGCCUGCGCCGCUGGACGUGCUUGUGGCGGCCAGCACCGAUGCCGCGACGCGACGUGCGCUGUCCACGGAAGAAGAAGAGGAAGUGGAGACGCUCUACCAGAAACUGAAAAUCGCCAGCCGCAAAGGCAACGUCGACAAACUGGCCAAGUACCGCGAACGGCUCACACAGCUGGGCGUGCCGCUCCCUGCGCCGACGACGACGACAUCCACCUCGGCCUCGGCGGCAGCGAUGCCCACCACGGCCGAGGACGCGACGGCCACCGACGCAGCUCGGCCUGCCGCCGCCGAGGAGCCGGGCCAGGCCUUCUCGCUCGUGCACAGUGGCCAGCGCGACACGCCGGCCGUUCGUCUGACGCUCCAGAUCGCGGCGCAUAGCUCCUUGAAGCUGCUUGUCCGUGUACGCGCGUAUGCCGGCACCCACGCAGCCACGGCCGUGCAAGUGCCUCUGUACGUCCAUGAGGCGAAAAACAGCGACGAAAUGCGGACCGUGCACGUUCAUGCACGUAUCGAGUCCUAG
This is a messenger RNA of Malassezia pachydermatis, 4308 nucleotides long. RefSeq lists its product as hypothetical. The transcript has a single exon. The coding region runs from base 1 to 4308 and encodes 1435 amino acids. NCBI's taxonomy places the organism in Eukaryota, Fungi, Basidiomycota, Malasseziomycetes, Malasseziales, Malasseziaceae. The record is from RefSeq and is a predicted model, not a curated record.